CGGCGGGGUAAACAAAGCGACGUUGGAUUCUCUUUUUCACUGGUUAACAUAAAAGUUUUUUUGAAAAUCUCUGCUAAUGACUCAAUCAGCAUCUUCACUGGUGACCAGCAUAAUGCAGAUGACUUCACCUAAAUAGCCUGUCUCAACUGUAAAAUUCAAUGAGAGAAGCACUUUCCUUUACGCUUCCAUGAAGCUCAGCUGCUGCUUGUGGAUUCUGAUUCUUGGGACUCGUGUACUUGCUUUAGAAAAUGUGGCCUCCAACCUGACAAUUACAUCUGGAUCAAAGGCCCUGCCUCUCAAUGCAUCACUUCUUUUCAUCUCUGAAGCCCUGGCAAAAUCAGUCAUACCUCAGGAUAUCAUAGUCAAAGAGGGGAACCAUGCUUCCAUUGAAUGUAAACUGAAUGUUAGUCAGUAUGAUUCCAUCCAUUGGUACAACUCAAAAGGAUAUCUGCUGAAACAAGAUGGAGGAGAUGGAAGAUGGUUGAUCUCGGACAGUGUCCUUAAUAUCACAAGUGUAAGCUUUGGUGACCGGGGGCGAUACACUUGUGUCGCCAUUCAUGAAAAUGUCACUUCAUAUUAUUCAGUCACCCUCAGGGUGGUUUCCACAUCUGGGGAUAUGGGGAUCUACUACAUGAUCGUCUGCCUGGUUGCCUUUACUAUCACCCUGAUCUUAAAUAUAACUCGUCUGUGCAUGAUGAGCAGCCACCUCCGCAAGACAGAGAAGGCCAUCAAUGAGUUCUUCAGGACAGAGGGAGCUGAGAAACUGCAGAAGGCCUUUGAAAUUGCCAAACGCAUUCCUAUCAUUACAUCUGCCAAAACCCUAGAGCUGGCCAAAGUUACCCAGUUUAAGACAAUGGAAUUUGCUCGAUACAUUGAAGAGCUUGCCAGAAGUAUACCUCUUCCCCCAUUAAUCCUUAACUGUAGGGCCUUUAUGGAAGAAAUCUUUGAGGCAGUGCGAGUUGAUGACCCUGAUGAAGUAGGAGAUGUAGUCAAACAGACCCAGGCCCUUAGUGCCCAAGAGGGGAUCUAUCCCUUAAACCCAGAAAUCAAGCGCAGCAAUUCACCAGCAGGGGAUUCAGAUGAUGGUUCUGUAAAUGAUCAUGGCAAAGAAAUAGCUGUUGAGGUAUCUGUCCAUCUUCAGUCAGAGGUACAAAGCAUCGACACUGUUUCUCAUGACAGUGUCCCCUCCAUUCCUUCUGAAGAUGAUGCAUGUGCUGAAUGCAAGUAGAACAGCAAAGGCAGAUGUAUGAAAUCCACAUCUGAUUGCUUGAAAGCUUUGAGGAUAAAGGGAAACCAGAAAGAAACCACAGUCACAAAUGCACAAAAUUGUUAUUUUUAAACUUCCUAAGGGACUGUAAGGUGCCAAAACAGCAAACUUUUUUUGUCCUGUAUUGUAUGUGUUCUAUAAUUUGAAAACCAGGUUAUAUGAGGCCGUUUUUAGAUCCUCUUUAGCAGGAGUUGUAUUAUGGGUAUUGCUAGGAGGAUUUCAUGCAGCCUUUGUCUUGAUCUCUGAUAAUCUUAAAUAUUAUCUCAGAAGAAACAAACAAAAAGUUAAUAUGAACUGUAUUUCUCAUUGUCACAAAGAAGCUUAAUAACCUAAACGUACCCACACAUUAAUAAUUUCAAGUUGUCGCCUGCCCAUGGGAGACCUCAACAUAACUGAAUGUCAUAUGUGCUACAGGGAGAAUAUGAGGUUAUUAUAUAGUUCUGAAACUAUGCCAGACCUGUCAGUUUUCUGUGAUUGUCUGUGUUGCACUCAGCCGCAGUGCAAGAACAAGAGAAUGGAAGCCUGAAUGCAGAUUUUGGCUGUAAAAUCUCUCAUUGAAGCCAAUAAUUUAAAUGUGGUGCCGAUUGCCAAGCACCUUAACAAAAAAGUAGUUUUUAGUUGCUUGCUUUUUGGAGGCAGUUCAAGUUGUCAGCAUUACAAACAUUGUCUCUCCUCUGGAAUUGCAGUGGGUGAGAUGCCAAAGUAGUCUGUGUUAUGUGAGGAAGGCAAACAACUCCUGAAUUCAAGCAUUAUGAACUCGUUGGUGGGUCUGCAAUAACCCUAGACGUUGAAAAAGAAAAGAAAAUCCAUCCUCUCUCAGCUUUCCGAAGAAGUUAGUAAAAGAGGAAAACAUCUAGUGUUGUAGCCUCAGGGCCCACCUAGAUAUUACACAGCAGACAUGUGUACUGGUCUCCUGCAAGUCUAAAAAAAAUGUAAAAGCAGCCUUUGCGGCUGCGAUAUUGUUUCCCGUUUAAAAUUGUCAUUCCUCAGCUGCAUUGGAGGGGUGACUUUAAGCAGAAAAAUGGGUGUGGAAGAAAAGGUUAAGCGGUGCUUUCCUCCCCACCAUCACUUGCUGAUAUCUGAAGUCUUUUACAGAUAAACUUUCAUUAACCAAAACCAAAAAACCCUAUCAAGGCUGUUUUACGUGCCUGCUUGUAGCUUCUAGUCUGGUCCAAGCUAAAUUCUUGAAUGUGACAAAGAGCAAGAGGCUCCUGCACCACUCUGAUGCUGCUGCUUGACUGGACCUGCCCAUUCUGCAGAAUGAGGUAAUAAAAGGAGGUGUACCACUUCAGAUUAUGUGAAUGGGGAAUAGGAGUUUUGAAUGCUUCCCCCACAUUGACCCAAAAAAAAAAUUCUAGGCACAAGACUAACACACUGAAGAGAAAUUCAAACCCAGCCUUUGGGAUGCAAUUCUUUUCAGACUGCAGAAGUUUUUGCCAUAUGGGAAAUUCUCUUACUUGGAGCCCAAGAGGUGCAGUCGCUUUCUGACACCUCAUCAUACUAUAUGUGUAGUCCAAAACUCAGUCAUCCUGUUGCUGCAUGUUACUGUCACAUGACGACAUGGAGAGCAAUCAAUCAACUUCUUGAUUCAGCCAACGACCAGUACAAGUCAAAAAUAAAAGCUUUACAGUAAAAUCAUUAGAAAGUAAAAUUGAUUGGAUCUCCUAUGGCCUUAUCAUUGGCUUGGCCUGAAAUGGGGAUUCCUGAAACCAAAAUGGGAAAUACAAUAUGAAGACAACACAAUAAACUCAUGUUUUGUUUGUUCCUUUAAUGGAAGAGCUUUAAUGG
Molecule: messenger RNA, 3055 nt
Organism: Gekko japonicus
Lineage: Eukaryota; Metazoa; Chordata; Lepidosauria; Squamata; Gekkonidae
Gene: MFAP3
Product: microfibrillar associated protein 3
Exons: 3
Coding region: 188-1228 (346 amino acids)
Source: RefSeq, a predicted model, not a curated record